This is a messenger RNA of Lampris incognitus (smalleye Pacific opah), 4872 nucleotides long. RefSeq names its product aminopeptidase puromycin sensitive (gene npepps). Lineage: Eukaryota; Metazoa; Chordata; Actinopteri; Lampriformes; Lampridae. Gene Ontology annotation, molecular function: zinc ion binding; metalloaminopeptidase activity; peptide binding. Gene Ontology annotation, cellular component: cytoplasm. The coding region runs from base 37 to 2829 and encodes 930 amino acids. The transcript is spliced from 23 exons. The record is from RefSeq and is a predicted model, not a curated record. Gene Ontology annotation, biological process: proteolysis; peptide catabolic process.
GUAGGAUUGUACCGCUGGCAGCGCUGUGAGGGUUUUAUGUCGCUGGUUUUGGGCCGUAUGGUUUCGCUGUCACUCGUGAAAAGCGUCAACAGAUACCCGUCAUCCAUCCUUGUUUCUAAGCCCGUCUUUCUUGACCUUAGAACCAUCAAAUCCAGAGGGAUACGUUGUGCCGUCUUCGUCAACGCAGCCAGCCCGAGUAGAGAAACCAUGCCCGAAAGGAGGCCCUUCGUACGGUUGCCCACUGACGUUUACCCCGUCAACUACGGGCUGUGCCUGAAGCCCGACCUGAUCGACUUCACGUUCGAGGGCAAACUGGAGGCGGUGGUGGAGGUUACACAGGCCACAAAUCAGAUUGUGAUGAACUGUGCCGACAUUGACAUAAUCACAACGUCCUUUGUACCAGAAGGAGGAGAAGAAAUUAAUGCUACAGGAUUCAACUAUCAAAAUGAAGACGAGAAAGUCACUCUUUCCUUCCCUAGCGCUCUUCAGAAAGGAUCUGGCACAUUGAAGAUCGACUUUGUUGGGGAGCUGAACGACAAAAUGAAAGGAUUCUACAGAAGUAAAUAUGCAACUCCUUCCGGGGAAACCCGCUACGCUGCUGUCACACAAUUUGAGGCCACGGAUGCUCGGAGAGCCUUCCCCUGUUGGGAUGAGCCAGCUAUUAAAGCAACAUUUGACAUUACACUCAUCGUUCCCAAGGACCGAGUAGCCUUGUCAAAUAUGAAUGUCAUUGAUCGAAAGCCAUAUCCAGACAACGACAACCUGGUGGAAGUGAAGUUCGCCACAACACCCAUCAUGUCAACCUAUCUUGUAGCAUUUGUCAUUGGGGAGUACGACUUUGUGGAGAGCCAGUCAUCAGACGGUGUGACAGUACGUGUGUACACACCCAUAGGGAAAGCGGAGCAAGGAAAGUUCGCACUGGAGGUUGCAACAAAGACCUUACCUUUCUACAAAGACUACUUCAGUGUUCCUUAUCCGUUGCCUAAAAUUGAUCUGAUCGCUAUUGCUGAUUUUGCUGCUGGUGCCAUGGAAAACUGGGGCCUUGUUACCUACAGGGAGACGGCGCUGCUAAUUGAUACGAAGAACUCUUGUUCAUCAUCCAGGCAGUGGGUGGCGCUGGUGGUGGGACACGAACUGGCCCACCAGUGGUUCGGAAACCUAGUCACCAUGGAAUGGUGGACCCACCUGUGGCUUAAUGAGGGCUUUGCCUCAUGGAUCGAGUAUUUGUGUGUGGACCACUGCUUCCCAGAGUAUGACAUCUGGACCCAGUUUGUCUCUGCUGACUACACCCGUGCCCUGGACCUGGAUGCACUGGACAACAGUCAUCCCAUUGAGGUGAACGUUGGCCAUCCAUCAGAGGUAGAUGAGAUCUUUGACGCUAUCUCCUACAGCAAAGGAGCAUCUGUCAUCCGCAUGCUGCACAACUACAUAGGAGACGAGGAUUUUAGGAAAGGAAUGAACGCUUAUCUUUUGAAGUUCCAACAUAAAAAUGCAUCAACAGAGGACCUGUGGGACUGUCUGGAACAGGCCAGUGGGAAACCCAUCGCCGCUGUAAUGGGCUCAUGGACUAAGCAAAUGGGCUUCCCUAUUAUUGUUGUGGAUCAGGAACAGCAAGGUGAUGAACGCAUCCUCAAGAUUUCUCAGAAGAAAUUCUGUGCCAGUGGACCACAUAAUGGUGAAGACUGCCCCAGCUGGAUGGUGCCAAUCAGUAUCUGUACCAGCGAAGACCCUAGCUGCACCAAGCUCAAGGUUCUGCUGGACAGACCUGAGACUACAGUCACCCUCACCAAUGUUGGCCCAGACCAGUGGGUCAAGAUCAACCCAGGCACCGUAGGUUUCUAUCGUAUCCAGUACAGCUCAUCCAUGCUGGAGAGCCUUCUGCCAGGUAUCAGAGACCUUACUCUGCAGCCGGUGGACAGGCUGGGCCUGCAAAAUGACCUCUUCUCCCUGUCACGUGCAGGCAUGAUCAGCACAGUGGAGGUGCUGAAGCUGAUGGAGGCGUUCGUCAACGAACCCAACUACACUGUGUGGAGCGACCUCAGCUGCAACCUGGGCGUGCUCUCCUCGCUCCUGUCGCACACCGACUUCCACGAGGAGAUCCAAGAGUUCAUUCGGGACCUUUUCACUCCUAUUGGUCUCAAGCUGGGCUGGGACAGCAAGCCAGGCGAAGGUCACCUGGAUGCCCUGCUGAGAAGUCUGGUAUUAGGUAAGCUGGGGAAGGCUGGACACAAGCCCACGCUGGAUGAGGCCCGGCAGAGAUUCAAAGACCAUGUGGAAGGCAAACAGACCUUGUCUGCAGACCUUAGAAGCCCGGUGUAUUUAACAGUGCUGAAGCAUGGAGACAGCUCCACGUUGGACACGAUGCUGAAGCUCCACAAACAGGCAGACAUGCAGGAGGAGAAGAAUCGUAUAGAGAGAGUGCUGGGAGCCAUCUCUGCCCCCGACCUCAUCCAGAAAGUCCUCAGCUUUGCCCUGUCGGAAGAAGUACGUCCCCAGGACACAGUUUCGGUAAUCGGAGGUGUGGCGGGAAGCAGUAAACAAGGCCGUAGAGCCGCCUGGAAAUUUGUAAAAGACAACUGGGAGGAACUUCAUAAUCGCUACCAGGGGGGCUUCCUCAUAUCACGACUCAUCAAGCUCUCUGUUGAUGGAUUUGCUGUUGAUAAAAUGGCUGCUGAAGUAAAGAGUUUCUUUGAAAGCCACCAUGCCCCAGCAGCGGAGCGCACAGUGCAGCAGUGCUGUGAGAAUAUCCUCCUCAAUGCUGCCUGGCUCAGGCGAGAUGCAGACGACAUCCAUCAGUAUCUACUGCAGCGCAAAGCUCCGCCAGUUUGAGAGGCCGCCAACCCCCCCCCCCCCCCCCAGUCCACUUACUCUAGCCCUGCCCCCUCCCCCCUUUCUACAUCCUCCUUCCCUCCUCCAGCGCGGACCUCCCAACAUCAUAGCUGCCUCGGAAAACCCCCCUCCUCACUGCUGACCUGUGCGGGAGACCAGAGCGCACUCAAAGCAGGCUCCAUUUCUCGAAAGACACUUUAAAAAGAAACAUAGAAAAUUACAUGACAGAUGAAAGCCAAUAAAUUAACCAGGUGUUGGAAACCUAGAGACUUUUCUGCAUUAACAAGGCAAAUCCAUUUCAGUCAAAUGAGGAAUGUAGUUAUCCCCAUUCUGUCCACUAGGAGGCCAGAGGCGUACGUGAGACCACAUUGGCCUUGUGGCCUUACACCCCGAUGAUCAGAUGUCCUCUGUGACGCUGCUUACCUUGCGCACGAACACUGCGGGUAUGCACGAUCGCUUACCUUGUGAACGCACUCUGUGUUAUACUCCCAUGCAGGCAUACAACCAACUGCAUCCAACCUCCACAAACCACCCGCCCGCCCCCCCCACCCCCCCCCACCCUACCCCACCCCACCCGACAUCUUUGUUGCAAAAACUGUGAAUUUUUUCUCCCUCUUCUCAUCUUCAUCUUGUUCCCACUCAUUUAGAACAUGUGAAGUAUGAUAUCCUGUGUUGCUGGUUUUGUUUACUUCUGAUUGUUUUCUGCACUAACAAUUUUUUUCCUUUUAGUUUUCUUUUCUUUCUGUGUUCACAGCCUGUUUUUUUCCCUUGUUUUUUUUUUUUUCCGCCUCUUUUUUUUUUUCAAAGUUUUGCAAAAGUGUAAAGUCGCUGAAGGCAGCCAGGCAGAAUGGGGUUAAUAAAACUAAUGGCACGCGCCAGCUUUCUUGGCUGUCCUAGUGUCUAAACUCACAGCAAUGGCACUGAUCCUCUUGUCGCUAAUAAAUGGUUAGAACGAGGCUAGCAGCGUUAGCAUGGUACUAUGGUACUCCGUUUUAUAACUGUAUGAUGCAGGCGUUCCAUUGGGACAAUGUUCCAUAGAGUCUAAAUUGCAACGUUCAUGGUUACCUGUCUCCACCAACCUCCUCCCCCUUUGGUACUCCAUAAGCCCCGGGCAUCAAGACUCCAUUUGAGUUCCCUCCUGUGUCAGUCCCCCUUCCCCCCCCAACCAAGCUCUCUUUAUUGUCACAGAGGGAGGAUGUUUAGUAUAACGGCAAAUGCCAACGUGCAUAUUUAAACUAUUUCUUUACCUGCCACCACUCCUAAUGAAAACAACAAAAAAAAAUGUCGCCGUAACAGCGUGUUUUUUUUUAAGAAGUCAAAUGCAGUGAUUUAUUUAAAUGUUGAGACAAACAUGUAUUCUGUAUAAAAAAAAUGACUAUAACACUACUUUUGGGGCCUUUUCAUUUUGAAAUAACAUCCAGAGACGCCUGUGUUGUUGGGUUCUGGUCAGGAGAGUGGCACGCAGGCCCAGUCUGAACUUUCUGAAGAGGCAGGAUUACAUUACUCUGCUACUGAACUUGAAAGCCUUAAAUUGGUCAACUAGUUUGCAAUAAUUCCUACACAGAAGUGGUGAUGAUGAGUUCCCACAGCAAAGUAAAUUGUAUGACACAUUUAUGCAGACUUGUUGAACGAAUAUAUAUCUAUAUAGAAUUUACAAUUUAAUGUGGCUUUGAGAUCAUACAGACAGAGAUCAUCCAACUUGUUGUCAAGACUCUUUACCCUGGAACAUUGUUGUGCUUUUUUUGUUUUCUUUUUUUUUUCUUUUUUGUUUAAAAACAGUUGGUGUUCAUUAAAGUGAAGAAAAAAAGACUAUAAAAAAACUGUGAAAUUAGUACAGUUGAUUUUUAUGAGUGAGAUGUGAGUGUGCAUGCCAGGAACCAAAUUUGAUCUGUAAUUUAACAUUUCCGUUUACUACGUUUUAUAUGAUCACACACAACUCGAGAGAUGAUCAGAAUGGAUUUACAAAUGGCAUUAGCAAAAUCUGCAGUAGGAAUGAACGCUGUAUAUAAAAACUGAAGCAAAACUUAAUGAGAAUAAAGAAAA